Morus notabilis is the source of this 2033-nucleotide messenger RNA. Its product is annotated as asparagine--tRNA ligase, cytoplasmic 2. Gene Ontology annotation, cellular component: mitochondrion. The transcript has 8 exons. NCBI's taxonomy places the organism in Eukaryota, Viridiplantae, Streptophyta, Magnoliopsida, Rosales, Moraceae. Gene Ontology annotation, molecular function: ATP binding; asparagine-tRNA ligase activity. Gene Ontology annotation, biological process: asparaginyl-tRNA aminoacylation. The record is from RefSeq and is a predicted model, not a curated record. Bases 40 to 1893 code for a protein of 617 amino acids.
ACCCCAUUAUCUUCCUCUGUUUCAACCCUCUCCAAAACCAUGUCGGAACAAGCCAAAGCCAAACACGCCGCCCCCGCUGCCACCGCCACCAAAGCCGCCACGCCUGCUAUUCCUUUCGAGUACUCGAACCGGGUGAUCUUGAAAGCGGUCCUCGAAUCCGGCGAUGGAGGCCUGGGAUUGGUCGGCCGGAGAUUUGUGAUCGGCGGGUGGGUGAAGUCUUCUAAAGAGGUCAGGAAAGAGUCUGUUGCGCCAUCAAAAGUUGAUGUUGUGGCUAGAGAAACGGAUCAGAGCCUGGACGUUUCUUGCUCAGAGAUUCUUCAAUCUCGAAUACCAUUUAUUCGAUCAAUCAUCAAAAUCCUGGGAGGGAGCAAUUACUCUGUUCGUGAAAAGCUGGAGCCGGUCAUAGCUCCUCCUAGGCCACCACCUCCUUCUGUUGCUUUUCUGCAAGUUAGUGAUGGUUCUUGUGCUUCAAGUCUUCAGGUUGUUGUGGACUCCUCUAUAGCAAUCCCAGGCCACAUUCUACCAACCGGAACUUGUAUAGUAGCAGAAGGUGAACUAAAGCAACCGUCAGUCGAAGGAAAACAUGUCAUUGAACUUAAAGUGGAGAAAGUUCUUCACAUUGGAAGAGUGGAACCUGAUAAGUAUCCCUUAUCAAAGAAGCGUCUACCAUUGAACUUGUUAAGGGAUUGUCCCCACUUUCGACCUCGGACAACCACAGUGGCUUCUGUUAUGCGAAUAAGAAGCGCGCUUACUUUCGCAGCUCACACUUUCUCUCAAAACCGUGGCUUUCUCUGUGUGCAAGUACCUGUUAUAACAACCACAGACUCCGAAGGAUUCAGCAAAACGUUUAAGGUCACGACUGUUUUGGAAGAUGAAGAGGUUGUUAGUCUUGAAGUUGUUAAGGCUGCUAUGAGGGAGAAGAAAAAGAUAGUUGAGGAUCUCAAAAGGACAGACAGCAAUCAAGAAGCACUCGAUGUUGCAAUACAGGAUCUAGAGAAAACGACCGAUCUAGCUUCGCAGUUGGAAGCGAGAGAGAAGCAUUCUAAGUCAAAGAGUUCUUCUAUAAAAGCUGAUAAAAAACCUCAAGAGUUCUUCUCUCGCCAAGCUCAUUUAACUGUUUCUGGUCGCUUACAUUUGGAGAGCUAUGCAUGUUCUCUAGGAAAUGUGUAUGCUUUUGGACCCAGAUUCAGUGCAAGUAAAGUAGAGUCUCCGAAGCACAUCGCAGAAAUGUGGACGGUUGAGAUUGAAAUGGCGUUUUCACAGUUAGAGGAUGCCAUGAAAUGUGCAGAAGACUUUUUCAAGUUCCUCUGCAAAUGGGUCUUGGAAAAAUGCUCUUCAGACAUGCAAUUUGUCCUAAAGCGAAUUGACCGAACUAUUAUUGAUCGUCUUCAGUCAGUGAUAUCAAUUUCAUUUGAAAGAAUCUCCUAUACCGAAGCACUAGAUGCUCUUAAGAAGGUUACAGAUAAGAAAGUGGAAACAACACUUGAGUGGGGAACUGCAUUAACAGCAGAACAUCUAAGUUUUUUAGCUGAAGAGAUAUACAAGAAGGCUGUAGUUGUAUACAAUUAUCCAAAACAAGUUAAGCCAUUUUAUGUACGCCUGAAUGACGAUGGACAAACAGUCGCUGCAUUUGAUUUGGUUGUACCAAAGGUUGGGACUUUGAUUUCAGGUAGCCAAAAUGAGGAGCGCUUCGAUAUGCUAAGUGCAAGGAUUAAGGAACUGGGAUUGGUAGGAGAAGAGUAUGAAUGGUACUUGGAUCUUCGACGCCACGGAACAGUCAAGCACGCUGGCUUCAGCUUUGGUUUUGAUCUUAUGGUUCUGUUUGCUACUGGCCUGGCUGAUGUGAGAGAUGUUAUUCCCUUUCCAAGAACUCAUGGAAAAAUCAGUAACUAAUCAAGUUUCUGGAACAAAAAUUGAAGAUUGUCAUAUCCUAAACCAGAUUUCCUAGUCCAUGAGUUGAGGACAAAAAUGGGAAAUAUGUGAACAUGUACAGCACCCAAAAAGAGAGAGGGAAAAAAAAAUAUAUCCCACUU